CGGCCCGGGGACCCCUCCCCGCGGGACUGUGGGACGAGUGAGGAAGCGGUCCUCGGCCGGUUGCGCAGCGCCCACCGUCUGAAGACAUGAACUACGCGCGGUUCAUCACCGCCCGCAGCGCGGCCCGGACCGCCUCCCCCAUCCGGACCAAGGCUGACAUAUUGUGCAAGGCAUCCGAUUCGCUCAUCAGCAUGGCUCCUGGAUUUCCAAACCCAAAUACUUUCCCCUUUAAGACUGCUACGAUCACGGUAGAAAAUGGAACUAGCCUCCAAUUUGAUGAAAAACUGAUGAAUAGAGCACUUCAGUAUUCUCCAAGCUCUGGGAUUCCAGAGCUUAUUUCCUGGAUAAAACAGUUGCAAAUAAAAUUGCAUAAUCCUCCCACUGUCCACUACCCACCCAGUCAAGGACAAAUGGAUAUAUGUAUCACUUCCGGUUGCCAAGAUGGUCUUUGUAAGGUAUUUGAAAUGAUGAUUAAUCCUGGAGAUACUAUCCUGCUCAAUGAACCGCUUUAUUCAGGAACAAUUCAAGCUUUAACACCGCUGGGUGGCAACAUUAUCAGUGUUCCCAAUGAUGAACAUGGGAUAAUUCCAAGCGCCCUCAGAGAAAUACUUUCCAAAUGGAAACCAGAAGAUUCAAAGGACCCUACAAAAAAUGCUCCUAAAUUUCUUUAUACUAUUCCAAAUGGCAACAACCCUACUGGCAACUCUUUGACAGCUGACCGCAAAAGGGACAUCUAUGAGCUUGCCAGAAAAUACGAUUUCCUCAUAAUAGAAGAUGAUCCUUACUAUUUUCUCCAGUUCAACAAGCCCUGGGCACCAACGUUUCUUUCCAUGGAUGUUGACGGGCGUGUCAUCAGAGCUGAUUCCUUUUCAAAAGUCCUCUCCUCCGGAUUGAGAAUAGGGUUUAUGACUGGCCCAAAACCCUUGAUAGAGAGAAUUGUUUUGCACUCCCAAGUUUCAGUGAUGAAUACCUGCACUUUCGCUCAGUUCAUGGUAUCACAGCUUCUACACCAAUGGGGAGAAGAAGGUUUCUGGGCUCAUGUACACAGAACUAUCGAAUUUUACAGGAGAAAGAGGGAUGAGAUCGUGGCAGCUGCAGAUAAGUGGUUAAGUGGUUUGGCAGAAUGGCAUAUUCCCAAGGCUGGAAUGUUUUUAUGGAUUAAAAUUAAAGGCAUGCCUGAUGCAAAACAGUUGACUGAAAAAGCCAUCAAGAAGGAGAUCUUACUGGUUUCCGGAAGUGAUUUCUACAUAGAGAGCACAAGGCCUAGUCCAUACUUCCGAGCCUGCUUCUCUUUAGUUUCUCCAGAAGAAAUGGACAUCGCCUUCCAGAAAUUAGCCCAACUUAUAAAAGAAUGUUUAUGAAGAAAUCAAACUUAUCACAGCACGUGUUGAUUUUCCAAAUAAAUUAUUUCUGUGCCUUAGCCAGAAGAAUUAGUCAUUAAUGUUGGACUUAAUAGCUUGAUUUCUGUUGAAUUUACAAUAUCUAUGUAUGUAUAAUAGUUUAACUGGAAAACUUUUAAAGUUCCUUUUACUCCAUCAGAUUCUCAGCAUGAAUUUAUAAUUCACAUAGGCCUUUUGAUUAGUAUUCAACCUGCAAAAAGAAAUUUAGCUUGGAUUUUACUGUGUAGAACACUGUAAUUGCUAUAGAAUAUCAUAUUAAUAUGCUUUAAAACUAACAUUUUACAUUAUAUCAUUUUCAAAAAUAAAAGUUGAAAAUAGUA
Molecule: messenger RNA, 1720 nt
Organism: Dipodomys spectabilis (banner-tailed kangaroo rat)
Lineage: Eukaryota; Metazoa; Chordata; Mammalia; Rodentia; Heteromyidae
Gene: Aadat
Product: aminoadipate aminotransferase
Exons: 13
Coding region: 87-1361 (424 amino acids)
Biological process (GO): biosynthetic process
Molecular function (GO): L-kynurenine:2-oxoglutarate transaminase activity; pyridoxal phosphate binding
Source: RefSeq, a predicted model, not a curated record